This is a messenger RNA of Crotalus tigris (Tiger rattlesnake), 4083 nucleotides long. RefSeq names its product CCR4-NOT transcription complex subunit 6 like (gene CNOT6L). Gene Ontology annotation, biological process: nuclear-transcribed mRNA poly(A) tail shortening. Gene Ontology annotation, cellular component: CCR4-NOT complex; cytoplasm; nucleus. NCBI's taxonomy places the organism in Eukaryota, Metazoa, Chordata, Lepidosauria, Squamata, Viperidae. The transcript is spliced from 14 exons. Bases 709 to 2460 code for a protein of 583 amino acids. Gene Ontology annotation, molecular function: poly(A)-specific ribonuclease activity; protein binding. The record is from RefSeq and is a predicted model, not a curated record.
GCACGCGGGCGUGGGAAUACGCGGGCUGAACACGCGGGGAGCUUGCGUGUCAGCGGAGGUCUUACGCAGGCGUUUAUGUGUACGCCCGCGCGCACGUGUCUGUCUCUCUGUGUGUGUGUUGGCGUGUAUCCUCUUUAGAACUUCCUGCGUCGUGCCUUUUCGUGGUUGCGUUUGUGGUUUUGUUCCGUCACUCUCCCCUUUUUCGGUACUUCGGGUGGACGUCUGGAAGAGGCGCGUUUCGUUCGGGAGAGAAGACGAGACGCUUUUGGGUUGGGUGUUUUUUUGUUUUUUUUGCUUUACUACGUAUUACUCACCCGUAAAAGUUAACUCGCAGUGCACAUGCGCCCCAGAAGUUGCUUGGAAAGCUAGCUCCCAGUCUCACUAAAUCUCACUUUUGUUCUACAAUGUGGGUUUUUUUUGUUUUUUUCAGUUGCCACUUGCGAGCCUCCAGCAUAACUGGAUGGAAAAACAGGACCUAACUUAUUUCAAAUAGAUGCCUGGGGGAAACUUUAGAAUACAGCUCUUGGGGUUGUGUUGCAAGGAUGUUGUUAAAGGAUGUUUCCUUACAAGGGAUCCAGGUCUGGACGGUUGCUUCACAUUGCAUGACAUUCGUCACACGUGACAUGUUUUCAACCAAAGCUGUAGAAGGAAACAAUGCCCACCUCUUUUGAGACUUGGUUAUGAGCAACAUGUAAUAUAGCCAUUACAAUGUGGUGUGCCAGACUAACAGGGAUGCCAAAGGAAAAAUAUGAUCCUCCAGAUCCUCGCAGAAUAUAUACCAUCAUGUCAGCAGAAGAGGUAGCCAAUGGGAAGAAGUCCCACUGGGCAGAGUUGGAAAUCUCGGGUAGAGUGCGCAAUUUAAGUACAUCACUUUGGUCAUUAACCCACUUGACUGCUCUCCACCUCAAUGACAACUAUUUGACUCGCAUUCCACCUGAUAUUGCCAAGCUUCAUAAUCUGGUUUACCUGGAUCUCUCAUCCAACAAACUCCGAAGUUUACCAGCAGAACUAGGAAACAUGGUUUCUCUCAGGGAAUUGCUUUUAAACAACAAUUUGCUACGAGUUUUGCCUUAUGAACUUGGACGGCUCUUCCAGCUACAAACCUUAGGACUGAAAGGCAAUCCUUUAUCACAAGAUAUUCUCAGCCUGUACCAGGACCCAGAUGGGACACGUAAAUUGUUGAACUACAUGCUUGACAAUCUAGCAGUUCAUCCAGAGCAGCUGCCUCCAAGGCCAUGGAUUACAUUAAAAGAGCGAGACCAAAUUCUGCCCUCAGCUUCGUUUACUGUCAUGUGCUACAAUGUAUUGUGUGAUAAAUACGCUACCCGACAGCUCUAUGGCUACUGUCCUUCCUGGGCUCUAAACUGGGAAUAUAGAAAAAAAGGAAUCAUGGAAGAAAUUGUGAACUGGGAUGCAGAUAUCAUUAGUCUUCAGGAAGUGGAAACCGAGCAAUACUUCACCCUCUUUCUACCAGCAUUAAAAGAGCGUGGAUAUGACGGAUUUUUUUCUCCAAAGUCACGUGCCAAAAUCAUGUCUGAGCAGGAGCGAAAACAUGUGGACGGUUGUGCAAUAUUCUUCAAAACGGAAAAGUUCACACUGGUGCAGAAGCACACAGUCGAGUUCAAUCAAGUGGCGAUGGCCAACUCAGAAGGGUCUGAAGCGAUGCUGAAUCGAGUUAUGACAAAGGACAACAUCGGAGUUGCAGUUGUGUUAGAAGUGCACAAGGAACUGUUUGGGGCAGGUAUGAAACCACUUCAUACAGUGGACAGCCAGCUGCUUAUAAUAGCAAAUGCCCAUAUGCAUUGGGACCCUGAAUAUUCGGAUGUAAAGCUUGUCCAGACGAUGAUGUUUAUCUCCGAACUUAAAAAUAUUCUUGAGAAAGCCUCUGAUCGGCCUGGAAGCCCAACAGUAGACACAACUUCCAUUCCUCUGGUGCUGUGUGCGGAUCUCAAUUCACUGCCUGAUUCAGGUGUUGUGGAAUACUUAAGCAAUGGAAUAGUGGCUGACAACCACAAAGACUUCAAGGAGCUGCGUUAUAAUGAGUGUCUCAUGAACUUCACUGGCAGUGGAAAGACUGGGGCUUCCGAAGGAAGAAUCACCCAUGGUUUCCAACUCAAGAGCGCCUAUGAAAACAACUUGAUGCCUUAUACUAAUUACACUUUUGAUUUCAAGGGUGUAAUUGACUAUAUUUUUUAUUCCAACCCUCACAUGAAUGUGCUUGGUGUCCUGGGGCCUUUGGAUCCUCACUGGCUGGUUGAGAACAACAUCACGGGGUGCCCCCACCCUCACAUCCCUUCCGACCACUUCUCACUGUUGACUCAGCUUGAGCUCCACCCUCCAUUCCUGCCUCCGAUCAACGGCAUCCAUUUGCCAAGCAGGAGACACAGACUCCUGCUUUGUAAAUUAAGCAAUCCUCUCACCAGGCUCCAUUAUAGAGAUCUGUUUUGCAACAAAUCCUGAGACUUGUUUUGAAACUCCACAUUUAUCCACAUGUCAAAAAAGCUUUUUCCAAGGAAUGCAGAAAUUACUACUUGAAUGGAUGCAAUUAAAUUUAUACAUAUGGAAAGAUAAACCUGAAGCUUGCAGGACGGGCUGCUUUGUCAAGAUAUUUUAAUGAUGUGUUCACCCCCGGAAAAUCCAUUUGCAAUUAUCUGAAAUCAAAGCAAAUUUGUUGUUAUUAUAUAACGUACAAUUCCUGAUGAUUUUAAAUGUUAAAAAUGGUCAUAAGUGUCUUUUAAAUGAAAGGAUUACAAAACUUGGAAAUCUUAGAAUCCAUACCUUGCUCCUUAUAUGAGUUGAAGCCUAUGUUAUUUUGGUAUGGUUGCCCAGAUGCCAAGAAAUAAUAACUGUUUAUUGUUGAAAAUAUUCAAUAUUGUUGAAAAUGUUCAAACUACUUCAGAGAUUUUAUAUUGCUAAUCUUUACAGCAACCAACAGGAUGUAGGCCAAUAUUGUGAUUCUCCUAUUUUGUAUAGGGCUAGCCAAGAGGAUAAAGAUGAUAAAAGAAUUUUUGGACCCAGAACACUCUUCUGUGGAUUAAGCAAUUUCACAAAAUAAGACAUAAAUUUGUACAGGAUAAUGUACAGCAGCGGCCCCCAAUCUUUCCGGCUUUGGGCACUAACGGGAGGGGAAGAGGGGAUGGGUCUGCUCAAAUAGCAGGUGAGCACAUGUGCACACCUCCAUUUGCGCAAGCGGCGGGUACACAAUGGAACUUUGCACACGUGUUUGCCGCCUGCUCAGGCAAGUGGGGCUGUGUGUAUGCUUCCCACUUCUGCGGCCCAGUUCUGAAUGGGCCACGGCCCAGGAGUUGGGGACCCCUGAUGUACAGUUACUCUUGACUUAGUGACUGGUAGCUCUGUGACCAGCUGAAGUUAAAACAGACUUCCCCAGAGAGACCAACAACCUAGUUAAUGAUGGCCACACACACCUCUGUAAUCACAUGAUCCCAUUUUGGGUGCUUGGCAAUCAGCCAGCGUUUACGGCUAUUUUCAAGUAUUUUGCCAGAUUCUGUUUACUUCCUUCUAAAGGGUAUAAAUGUGGGCCAGUUGCAAUCAGGUGAUUACAUGGAGGAGGGGGGCUGGCUGUCAGAACUUCGAACCAGGGUCAUAAGUUAUCCCUAGGGAGUUCCUAAAAAUUAAGAGACUGGUUAUAAGUCAAGGACUACCUUACAGCACUUGAAGAUUACGUGAAACUCUCUGAUUUGUUUCCUUUCUUAGUGUCUGUCUCAGAAUCCCCUUGUCUUGUACCGUACCUGCCUAGUUCCCACCAUGAAGCCACCAAUAUACAUGAUGCAAAAAAAGAGUUUUGGACUAUACGGUGCACUUCUCACAUGCAAUGAACCUGAUCAAGGUUGAGAGGGAAUGACUGGCCCAUGUUCCCCCAGAUGACUCCAUACCUAAGGGAGGAUUGGCACAUGGGUCUCUGCUCCUAGGCCAGCUCCUUCAUCACUUCACGAGGCUGGCUUUUGGAAACCUUGGUCUAGUGCAGGGUUAGGCAACCUUGGCUCUUUUAUGACUCGUGGUUAUGACUCGUGGACUUCAACUCCCAGAAAUCCUGAGCCAGCAUGGCUCAGCUUGGAAACCUCU